This is a messenger RNA of Rhinichthys klamathensis goyatoka, 1325 nucleotides long. RefSeq names its product BRCA1/BRCA2-containing complex, subunit 3 (gene brcc3). Gene Ontology annotation, cellular component: BRCA1-A complex; BRISC complex. Lineage: Eukaryota; Metazoa; Chordata; Actinopteri; Cypriniformes; Leuciscidae. Gene Ontology annotation, molecular function: polyubiquitin modification-dependent protein binding; metallopeptidase activity; cysteine-type deubiquitinase activity. Gene Ontology annotation, biological process: double-strand break repair. Bases 113 to 895 code for a protein of 260 amino acids. The record is from RefSeq and is a predicted model, not a curated record. The transcript has 8 exons.
AGUUGAAUGCUGAAUGCAGCGCAUGCGCUUUACUGAUGUGGAAGUGUUGGACAGUGAUAAACAAACAAAUAAAUCAGACCAAAAGAUUAACUAUUAGAUUGUAAUACUUAUCAUGGCAGUAAACGCGGUACAUUUAGAGUCAGACGCAUUUCUAGUAUGUAUGAAUCAUGCUCUGAGUACGGAGAAGGAGGAAGUAAUGGGGCUCUGCAUUGGCGAGGUGGACACAAACCGCAUUGUGCACAUUCAUUCUGUCAUCAUUCUGCGUCGAUCAGACAAGAGGAAAGACAGAGUGGAGAUUUCCCCAGAGCAGCUUUCAGCAGCAUCCACUGAAGCGGAGAGGUUGGCUGAGAUGACAGGACGUCCCAUGCGGGUUGUGGGCUGGUACCACUCUCAUCCACACAUCACUGUGUGGCCAUCACAUGUUGAUGUUAGGACUCAAGCAAUGUAUCAGAUGAUGGAUCAGGGUUUUGUUGGACUCAUCUUCUCAUGCUUUAUAGAAGAUAAAAACACAAAGACCGGUAGAGUUCUGUACACCUGUUUCCAGUCAGUACAGGCCCAGAAAGGCUCAGAGUAUGAGCGGAUUGAGAUCCCAAUCCAUGUAGUCCCACAUGAAGCCAUUGGAAAAGUAUGUCUGGAGUCUGCCGUGGAACUGCCCAGAAUCCUCUGUCAGGAAGAACAGGAUACGUACAGAAGGAUUCACAGUUUAACUCAUCUGGAUCCAAUCACAAAGAUACAUAAUGGAUCAGUGUUCACUAAAAACCUGUGCAGUCAGAUGUCGGCCAUAAGCGGCCCGCUGCUGCAGUGGCUGGAAGAUCGACUGGAACAGAAUAAACAGAGUAUCAUCAAACUCCAGAAAGAGAAGGAGCAACUGACACAAGAACUGGCUGCAUUAUAAGGAGAAUGAUAAGGAAGCAAUGAGAGUUUUAGCAAAAUCCUUAAAAGCCCUCAUUCUUUUUUUCAUUCCUUUGUUUUUCCACUGAAAGCGUUGGCUUUUCUGCCCUACUGCCCCUCUUGGAUCAGAAAUCACUGGGAGAGCAAAGACAGGAUGCCUGUACUUCCACAUGUUGUGAUCUCAGUGCAUAACUAGUACUGUCUCAGCGCUUCCAGCCAAAUAUUUGAAUUAUGUGCUGAACUUAGGGCUGUCUGCAACUCUUCACACUCUUUUGUAAUGUUUUAACUCAUCCAUCAGCUUCUGCUUAUUGUCAUGUGUACAGACACACACAGACACAUAUAUGUUUUACAAGCUGGUAUCUUUUGUUGAUGUAUGUAUACACUGAACAAACUAUGACAAAAUGCACGUUCUUAAAAAGGUCAUUGGCUGUUAA